AUGAUAAGUUUACUACCGAUCAUUUUUUCCAUCCUAUUAAUGACAGAAUUUGUUUUGGGAAAUUUGGCUAAUGUCUUCAUAGCACUGGUGAACUGCAUUGAGUGGAUCAAGAGACGAAAGAUCUCCUCAGCUGAUGGAAUUCUCACUGCUCUGGCGCUCUCCAGGAUUGGUUUGCUCUGGGAAAUAGUAAUAAAUUUGUAUGCAACUGUGUUUGGUCCAGCGUUACCCAGUGUAGAAGAAAGAAUUAUUGUUCAUACGAUCUGGACGAUAAGCAACCAUUUUAGCCUCUGGCUUGCCACUAGCCUCAGCAUACUUUAUUUGCUCAAGAUAGCCAAUUUCUCUAGCCUUCUUUUUCUUCACCUGAAGUGGAAAGUUAAAAGAGUAGUUCCCAUGAUACUGUUGGGAACUUUGGUCUUCUUGGUUUUUCAACUUGCCGUGACAAGUAUAAAUAAAAGUAUGCAGAUGAAUAAAUAUGAAGGAAACAUCACUUGGAAGACCAAUUUGCAGGACAUAGUGCAACUUUCAGAUAGGACUGUAUUCACGCUAGCAAACGUCAUACCCUUUACUACGUCCCUGACAUCUUUUGUGUUGUUAAUCUUCUCCCUGUGGAAACAUCUCAAGAAGAUGCAGCUCAGUGGCAAAGUAUCCCGAGAUCCCAGCACCAAGGUCCACAUAAGAGCCAUGCAAACUGUGAUCUCCUUUCUCUUGCUUUUUGCUAUUUACUUUGUGACUCUAAUCUUCUCAGUCUGGAGUUCUACUAUUCUGCAGAACAAAUUACUUCUCAUGCUUUGCCAGGUUCUUGGAGUCCUGUAUCCUUCAGGUCACUCGUUUAUCCUGAUUUGGGGAAAUAAAAAGCUAAGACAGGCUUUUCUGUCAUUUCUGUGGCAGCUGAGGUGCUGGCUGAAAGGAAGGAAAUAA
This is a messenger RNA of Rhinolophus ferrumequinum (greater horseshoe bat), 918 nucleotides long. Its product is annotated as taste receptor type 2 member 46-like. Gene Ontology annotation, biological process: detection of chemical stimulus involved in sensory perception of bitter taste; G protein-coupled receptor signaling pathway; sensory perception of taste. Gene Ontology annotation, cellular component: membrane. Lineage: Eukaryota; Metazoa; Chordata; Mammalia; Chiroptera; Rhinolophidae. Bases 1 to 918 code for a protein of 305 amino acids. The record is from RefSeq and is a predicted model, not a curated record. Gene Ontology annotation, molecular function: G protein-coupled receptor activity; bitter taste receptor activity. The transcript has a single exon.